This is a messenger RNA of Thamnophis sirtalis, 428 nucleotides long. Lineage: Eukaryota; Metazoa; Chordata; Lepidosauria; Squamata; Natricidae. The record is from RefSeq and is a predicted model, not a curated record.
GUGCAAACGUACAUGGACCACUAUUGCAACAACACGACUGACAAGCGUAUCCUGAUGAUGUUUCUGAACAUCUGCUGUGAGCUGCACAAGCUUUGCCAACGGCUGGAGUGCCUGCAUCCUGGAAACAGCACCACCAACGCCAUCUUGGAGAAAUGCAAGACCUACGUCAGCCACAGCAAUGAUCUCAGUGGCCUCCGGGCUAAAUAUCCUCACGACGUGGUGAACCAUCUCAGCUGCGACGAAGCCCGGAACCAUUACGGGGGCGUGGUCAGCCUCAUCCCCAUCGUCCUGGACUGCAUGAAGGAGUGGGUGGCUCACACGGAGAAGCUUCCCCGGAACAUGCUGCAGAGCGCUACCUAAACUACCUCUGCCCAUUUUUUUUUGCUUCCAACCCGAAGACGCUUCUGAAUAAAGCCAUUUCCCAUGCA